Colossoma macropomum (tambaqui) is the source of this 3849-nucleotide messenger RNA. RefSeq names its product choline dehydrogenase (gene chdh). Lineage: Eukaryota; Metazoa; Chordata; Actinopteri; Characiformes; Serrasalmidae. Gene Ontology annotation, cellular component: mitochondrial inner membrane. Gene Ontology annotation, molecular function: choline dehydrogenase activity; flavin adenine dinucleotide binding. The transcript has 9 exons. The coding region runs from base 355 to 2163 and encodes 602 amino acids. The record is from RefSeq and is a predicted model, not a curated record.
CCACUGCCGGGUACACCACCAACACCCCGACUGAUCCAGUGGAGACGGAGUUUAGCCCACACUUAGAAAAUCUGGACUCUUUCCACAGUCUACAGAGCUGGCCUGGAAGACAGUUAGAAAGGACAUGAAGGACCAAGCUGAGAGAGAGAGGGAGCAUCUGAAUUAAGUUUGUUCUAGUUUCACCGUAAAAUGGAAAAUCGUUCAGGUAUGUCGACAUUGCUGACAUAGCCGCCGUCUGUUUCUGUGGAAAGUGGACUUUGUUUGUGACUCCGCCCUCAACGAAAAGUCACAGACCACAAACAACAGCUGAGGGGAAAGUUAGCUUCGAGCGAGAUCUCCAAAAGUGACAUCAUUAUGGUGUGCAUCCCCUUAAUUGCACGGCUAACUUUAGGCCUUGGCAGGCAUGCCAACGUACCAGCCUCCCCCUGUUCUUGUUUAAACCUACUGCAAAGAUACAGACACUAUAGCACUGCCUCAGCCAGUCAGAAAACCCCAUCCUUCAGCUAUGUCAUUAUUGGGGCCGGGUCAGCAGGCUGUGUGUUGGCCAGCCGCCUCUCAGAGAAUUCAUCUGAGUCUGUCCUCCUCUUGGAGGCGGGGCCUAAGGACUUGCUGCUGGGCAGCACUCGUCUGUCAUGGAAGAUCCACAUGCCGGCUGCAUUGACCUAUAACCUUUGUGACGACAAAUACAACUGGUUCUAUCACACAUUGCCCCAGGCUGGAAUGGACGGCCGAGUGAUGUACUGGCCGCGUGGUCGAGUCUGGGGCGGCUCAUCCUCCCUCAAUGCAAUGGUGUACAUCCGCGGGCAUGCUGAAGAUUACAACCGCUGGCACAGGGAAGGGGCUGAGGGCUGGGACUAUGAUCAUUGCCUGCCAUACUUCAGGAAGGCCCAAACCCACGAGCUGGGAGCAGACCGAUACCGGGGCGGCAGUGGUCCCCUGCAUGUCUCUCGGGGGAAGACUGAACACCCUUUGCACCAUGCAUUCAUUGAGGCUGGUCAACAGGCAGGUUACCCCUUCACUGAGGAUAUGAAUGGCUACCAACAGGAAGGAUUUGGCUGGAUGGAUAUGACCAUUCAUAAAGGCAAGAGAUGGAGCACUGCCAGUGCAUACUUGCGGCCUGCAUUGUCCAGACCUAAUCUGAAGGCUGAAGUCCGUUGCCUGACCACACGUGUCCUGUUUGAGGGGACUCGAGCCAUUGGAGUAGAGUACCAGCAGAACGGACAAACAAAGAAGGUGUUUGCUGACAAAGAAGUCAUCCUCAGUGGUGGGGCAAUCAACACACCACAGCUGCUCAUGCUGUCUGGAGUGGGAAAUGCUGAUGACCUGCAGAAACUGGACAUCCCCGUCGUGCAGCACCUCCCAGGUGUUGGUAGUAAUCUGCAGGACCAUUUGGAACUCUAUGUCCAGCAGCAGUGCACUCAGCCCAUAACUCUGUACAAGGCUCAGAAGCCAUUCCAUAUGGUUAAGAUCGGCCUGGAGUGGCUGCUCCAGUUCACAGGCUAUGGGGCUACGGCCCACCUAGAAAGCGGUGGUUUCAUUCGCAGUUGCCCUGGUGUCACCCACCCUGACAUCCAGUUCCAUUUUCUGCCCUCGCAGGUCAUUGACCACGGCCGCAUCAGCUCCAAAAUCGAGGCCUACCAGGUACAUGUUGGACCAAUGAGGAGUACGAGUGUUGGAUGGUUAAAACUGAGGAGCAAGAAUCCCCUAGAUCACCCUAUUCUACAACCUAAUUACCUCUCCACUGACAUAGAUGUGUGGGAAUUCCGCCAGUGUGUGAAACUCUCGCGCGAAAUCUUCGCUCAGAAAGCCUUUGAACCCUUCCGUGGUCCUGAAGUCCAGCCAGGCCCUGCCAUCCAGUCAGAUGCUGAGAUCGAUGCUUUCGUCCGGCAGAAAGCAGACAGUGCCUACCAUCCGUCCUGUACUUGUAAAAUGGGCCAGGAUUCGGACCGCAUGGCCGUGGUGGACCCGGAGACACGGGUGUAUGGCCUGGAGGGCCUGAGGGUGGUGGAUGCGUCUAUCAUGCCCAGCAUAGUGAGUGGCAACCUGAACGCCCCCACCAUUAUGAUUGCUGAGAAGGCUGCAGAUGCCAUUAAAGGGCUUCCCUCUCUCCAUGAUCCUGAUGUAGCUGUGUACCAGUCACCCAGUCUGGAGACACAAAGAUAAAAGUGCUGCCGUGGAAGGGAUAAGGUCCAGAGUGAGGAGUGCAUGGAGUGAGUACAUGGUAGAGUAGGCUUACUAAUGCUGAGCUGCCUUAAUAUUCAGUGAGCAUAUUUUUUUAUGAAUAGACUCAUUGGAAGCAAAUCUGUAGCAGGAAACACUUGCUUUAUGUUCAGAGGUCCUCAAUAAUUUGGACGUAAAAAAGGCAUAAUAAUGUGAUAAAACAGAAUAUUCAAAAUGAAGCAAAAAAUCUGUGAAAUCCUGCAGCAUGAAUUUACGUUGCGAUACCAUAUCAGUUUAGAAAAUUACACAGUUUGCCUUAUUACACAGAUUUGAAAGCUUGAAGAUUGCCAGAUCUUUAUGGGAACAAAUAAGCAUCUCCAGUUUCAACGUGAAGCAGAUAGUCCGUCUGCCUGUAGGUACACUGUUUAGCUAAAAUGGUACAUACGUGGGACUCAGAGGCUUAUUUUUCAGCAUUCUUGUGAUGUCUCUGACCUUUUAUCACACUACUAGAAUCAAAUUUAGUUCACAUCUAUUCUACAGUAAUGAAAUUUCCAAGGAACCCAGCAGAAAUGUGUGGUCUUGGCUUCCAGUGAAUUUUCACAAAAUACUCAAAACGGUGCCUUUGACGUCACUUUGUAUCUUCUUAUGUAGUGGUUACUAAACUUGAAUGUUUCCUUUACUGAUGUGUUUUGCACUCAUUUUAAAUUAUGAAGAUUCCGACUUCCGGCAUUGUAAGUAGAAAGGGAACGACACAAACAGAACACAGUAGUUCACUUCAUGUUUACACUAACCGAAGACUUUUACUAUUCAAUGUUCUUCACUGUUCACUGCAUAGUCUUAAUGUCUUCUUAACCAGUGCACUUCAUUCAGUGUUAUUAAUGAGAGUACAGUAUCUUUUACAUAGUUUUAGUGAUUGUGUUGGUUAUAAUGACACUGUCUUAAAUAUGAAUAAGGAUCACUGAGCUGCUGUAUUGAGAAACAGGAAUAUCACUAGGGCUGUGAUGUGAUGAAAUUUUUACCAAGAUAGUAAUACAUUUUUUUUUAAGAGAUUUUAAAGUUAUUAAUCACUACCAUGUCAUGUUUUAUGCCUAAGUUAAAUACAUAUAUAAAAAUAAAAGAACUUAAUCUGCACACUUAAUCUUAAAUAUACAACUACAACCACAUUAGUCCAUAGUCUGAAGAUGUGAAACAUUUCUGCGUCUGUGCCUAAGAAUGGACAUUAUGUAAUGUAAAUAAUCAGAUGCCAGUAAAAUGGAAUAUGCAAAGGAGAAAGGGUUAUGCAAAGUGGUAUGAAAAAUGUUUACGUGUCUUUUUUUUAUUUUUGGUACCGCUGUUGUUUCUUGUGAACUCUUGUGAACUCACACUAACAUUUCUUUUUUUGUUUGUUUGUUUUUAACACAGUUUAUUUAAUUAUAAAAUAAUCCAGGCCAAGAUGAACAAGAGAGAAAAGCUAAUGUACAAAAACAAAUUGUCCAUUGGUACAAAACUGACAGUGCUGGGCAAAGAGCUACGGACAGAUUUUGGAGUAGUCGGGCUAAAAACAGAAGAAAGAGUAGAGAUUUCAAGUACAAGUACACAAAAUCACUAUAUGAAAAUAAACACUUUCAUUAUACUUUUUACAUUGUCUCUUUCAAAUCAUCUUUGUAACAAUUUGACUAACUCAUAAUAAAGCUGAUUUACGAUGUGAAA